Messenger RNA from Hypoxylon trugodes, 720 nucleotides. RefSeq names its product putative ubiquitin carboxyl-terminal hydrolase. Gene Ontology annotation, molecular function: cysteine-type deubiquitinase activity. The coding region runs from base 1 to 720 and encodes 239 amino acids. Lineage: Eukaryota; Fungi; Ascomycota; Sordariomycetes; Xylariales; Hypoxylaceae. The record is from RefSeq and is a predicted model, not a curated record. The transcript is spliced from 2 exons. Gene Ontology annotation, cellular component: cytoplasm. Gene Ontology annotation, biological process: ubiquitin-dependent protein catabolic process; protein deubiquitination.
AUGGAGAAGAAAACAUGGGUCGUUUUGGAGAAUAAUCCUGAAGUGAUGAACCAAUUGGCGGCAAGGCUAGGGUUAUCAUCUGAAUUAUCCUUCUACGACGUCUGGUCGCUUGAUGAACCUGAACUGAUAGCCCAUAUUCCCCGUCCGGCCUUUGCCCUACUUGUUAUCUUACCCCUCACUCCUGCUUGGAAGGAGAAUCGACAAGCCGAGGACGUUGAAAAGGAUGAUUAUGACGGAUAUGGACCCGAAGAACCUGUAAUAUGGUUCAGGCAGACCAUUGGGAACGCCUGCGGUUCUAUCGGGCUCCUUCACUGUGCCAUCAAUGGCCCAGCUGCCGAGCAUAUCCAACCAGGCUCCGACCUGGAAAAAAUCCGCCGUGAUGCUAUUCCUCUAAAGAUGACAGAGCGGGCCGACCUGCUAUAUAAUAGUGUCCCCUUCGAGGAAGCUCAUAAAUCCUGUGUCCAUCUGGGAGACACGGCUCCUAGAAACGAAGGCGCCCUAGGCCAGCAUUUUGUGGCAUUUGUCAAAGCCAAUGGCAGACUUUGGGAACUCGAGGGGUCACGGAAGGGGCCGAUCGACCGCGGUUCACUCAAAGACGAUGAAGAUGUCCUGAGUUCGAAGGCGCUUGAUUUGGGGAUCGGAAGAGUGAUCCGUCUUGAUCAGGAGGCGGGAGGCGCGGAUCUACGAUUUAGCUGUAUUGCCUUGUCCCGUAAGGCUUGA